UCUCCACUCUCCACUCUCCACUCCACUAAUCUCAUCCUUCAUUUCAUUAAUCAAUUUACUUGCUAAAUACAGUUUACUCAGGAAGUUAUGGCCAAUGACAAGGGAACACAAGCAUCAGAUUCUACUAACGGAAAAGGUCUACGUGGGAAGUUAAACAAAGUUGUUUUAGCUUAUAGUGGUGGCUUAGAUACCUCAGUCAUUGUUCCUUGGCUAAGGGAGAAUUAUGGUUGUGAAGUUGUCUGCUUUACUGCUAACGUUGGUCAAGGGUCAUCAGAACUGGAAGGUCUUGAAGCAAAGGCCAAGGCGAGUGGAGCCUGUCAGUUAGUGGUUAAAGAUUUGACGGAGGAAUUUGUGAAAGACUAUGUAUACCCUUGUUUGCGAGCCGGUGCAGUCUAUGAGAGAAAGUACUUGUUAGGAACCUCUAUGGCCCGACCUGUAAUUGCAAAGGCCAUGGUGGAUGUGGCUAGAGAAGUUGGAGCAGAUGCUGUUGCCCAUGGAUGCACAGGAAAGGGAAAUGAUCAGGUGCGUUUUGAGCUCACAUUCUUUGCUCUUAAUCCUGAUCUCCAAGUUGUGGUUCCUUGGAGAGAAUGGGAUAUAACUGGAAGAGAAGAUGCAAUUGAAUAUGCCAAGAAACACAAUGUGCCUGUUCCAGUCACAAAGAAAUCGAUAUAUAGCAGAGACCGGAACCUAUGGCACCUCAGUCACGAGGGAGACAUCUUGGAAGAUCCGGCAAAUGAAGCCAAGAAAGACAUGUACAUGAUGUCUGUUGACCCAGAGGAUGCACCUGAUAAACCCGAGUACCUUGAAAUAGGUAUAUCUUCUGGGAUUCCCGUAUCAAUUGAUGGUGUGGAACUCUCCCCUGCAUCUCUUCUCUCCAAGCUCAACGACAUCGGAGGCCGACAUGGUAUUGGUCGAAUUGAUAUGGUGGAAAACCGGCUAGUUGGUAUGAAAAGCCGUGGGGUCUAUGAGACUCCUGGUGGAACUAUUCUAGCCGUCGCGUGCCGUGAACUUGAGUCACUUACUCUUGACCGAGAAGCGAUUCAGUUUAAAGACACCAUGGCCCUUAAAUACGCUGAGUUAGUCUAUGCAGGAAGGUGGUUUGACCCGCUCCGGGAAUCAAUGGAUGCAUUCAUGGAGAAUAUCACCAAAACGACCACCGGUUCAGUGAGGCUCAAACUGUACAAGGGGUCGGUCAUAGUUGCGAGCCGGAAGAGCCCAAAUAGUCUAUACAGGGAGGACAUUUCUUCUUUUGAAAGUGGACAGAUAUACAAUCAGGCGGAUGCUGCUGGAUUUAUAAGGUUGUAUGGGCUACCUAUGAGGGUCAGAGCGAUGCUUGAAAAAGAGCAGGCUAAAAAGUAAUUUGAAUAGCGAGUAGACCGUCCUAGUUACUGUUUGGCAUUUGGUCUUUUGCUGAAACUUUCAAGGGGUUAUGACCUGAUGUUUGCCUUGCAUAAAGUAAUAAAGCAUAGAACUUUAGGUCCAUCGAGAAGUUUAGAUGCAUUAUGUUAACCCUCUUGACUAAUCGCUUAUUAUGAACAUUUAAAGUAUUGUUCAUUCAGUGCUACGUUUAAGUGAUUUCUGAAA
This is a messenger RNA of Erigeron canadensis, 1584 nucleotides long. RefSeq names its product argininosuccinate synthase, chloroplastic-like. The transcript has 8 exons. The record is from RefSeq and is a predicted model, not a curated record. Gene Ontology annotation, molecular function: ATP binding; argininosuccinate synthase activity. NCBI's taxonomy places the organism in Eukaryota, Viridiplantae, Streptophyta, Magnoliopsida, Asterales, Asteraceae. Gene Ontology annotation, cellular component: cytoplasm. Gene Ontology annotation, biological process: urea cycle; L-arginine biosynthetic process. Bases 88 to 1359 code for a protein of 423 amino acids.